This is a messenger RNA of Helobdella robusta, 666 nucleotides long. RefSeq lists its product as hypothetical. The transcript has 6 exons. Bases 1 to 666 code for a protein of 221 amino acids. Gene Ontology annotation, molecular function: water channel activity. The record is from RefSeq and is a predicted model, not a curated record. Gene Ontology annotation, cellular component: plasma membrane. Gene Ontology annotation, biological process: transmembrane transport. Lineage: Eukaryota; Metazoa; Annelida; Clitellata; Rhynchobdellida; Glossiphoniidae.
AUGUCACUGAACGAUCUAAAGAAGGUUUCAUUCUGGACUGAAUGUGCUUGCGAGCUCAUGGUUUCUUUUAUGCUCACGACGGUAGUGAUGUUUGUGUUGGUGACUAACAAAAAAGAGUUAUACGAGCCGAACACCACCCACCUAGGACUGUUCGUCUUGGCUUUUGUAUUUAUGGCCAUCGAAACUUACGGACCAAUCGCCUGCCUGCUCAAUCCUAUGGCUGCCUUUUCACUUUUCCUGGCCGGGAAGAUCUCCCUCGCAAGAUGCGUGAUAUUCACAAUAUUGGAGCUAUGCGGUGGGUUGGCUGGAACGUUCUUUGGAUACUUACUGACUCCGGACAACCGUGUGAUACCCUACUUCGACCCGAGCCACCACGGCAUGAACAACUGGCAGUCCGUUACCAUAGAGGGCUUCUUCUCCUUCAAUCUCAUCUUCGUGGUACUCAGUGUACAUGGAACUGAAUAUCCCAGACCACUCCCAUUUCUACCGAAUCUGUCCAUAGCCCUGGCACUGGCAGUCGGAUUAUUUGCCGCUGUGUAUUGGCUAGGGCCUUACAUUGGCGGUCCACUGGCUGUACUCGCUUACAAGUUGUUCGCUAUGGGGAAGUUUUACAAACCACGAGAGGCUGUCGAACGUGAAUCAGUCGCCCUGCAGUCACAGAUUUGA